Molecule: messenger RNA, 1143 nt
Organism: Ceratina calcarata
Lineage: Eukaryota; Metazoa; Arthropoda; Insecta; Hymenoptera; Apidae
Product: INO80 complex subunit E
Exons: 6
Coding region: 299-1009 (236 amino acids)
Biological process (GO): chromatin remodeling
Cellular component (GO): nucleus; Ino80 complex
Source: RefSeq, a predicted model, not a curated record
GGUCAGUUUUUAUUACUGAUAAUUUCGCUGUGAACGAUGCGCUGACGAUAGGCGAGAUUUGUCGAUCGUUACCGAAAGGCCAUUUAAACCGGUCGUAUCGUCCCUUCUUCCUCUCACUACGAACUACGAAACGUCGCCGUCGCCUCUUCUCACGCCUAUCGGCCUAUCUAUGUUUUGCAGAAUGGAAGCUAGUCAUAAACAGCGUAUCAGUGUAUUUAUCCUCUCAAUAAUCGUUCGACCCGAUUAUUCGCGAGACGUAAAAAAUCAUCGUAAAGCUCGGCGCAGUCGCGAAUGAUCAAUGUUGGAAGAAUGGUAUUGUCGUUCAAUCGCAAACAACAAUGCGGACGCGGAAGACGAUGACGACGACAGCCCGGAGGAGGAAGUGCCUAAUUACAAGGAUCAAUACAGAAAUCUUAAGAGAAAGCUCAAGUUCUUAAUUUAUGAAAACGAAUGUUUCCAAGAAGCUCUCCGGUCCACUCAGAGGAAAUUGCUUAAGGUGAACAGGGAUAAAAGCUUUUUAUUGGACCGGUUGUUGCAAUACGAGAAGGUAGAUGCUUCGUUCAGCGAAAGCGAUGAAACAGAAUCCUCGGACGAGGAAAUUACUCGUCUCGACACAUCUAAAAGAAAAAAGAUAGAGAUGGGAAUCGGUAAUCAUAUGCCGCAUCACAUGCCGACGGUGGCAAAGCCUCUUAAUGUUAAUAAGAAGAAGAAACCUGCGCCCAAAGUGACGAAGUCGAACACCACGCCUGUAGUACAAUCAUCGAACAAUGUAGUGCCGAUAUCAUUGAUGUCGGACGGUCAUAUGACGCCGGAAGAGGUGGAGAGACAUUUAGAGUCUAGACAGACUUACUUGGAACUGGUACCGGAGAAAGCACCACCGACGGUACCCACCGAAAUGUUCAGCAAUGACCCUUCGUUGGAUAGCGAGUCGAACGAAAUCGGAGAACUAGAAACGUCUCCGAGCAACAUGGGCGAGGAUUGUCCCAGCGUGGAUAUGAUGGCCGAGUGACAAACGUUUGUUCAUAGUUCGCCGGUUGACCAUAGGUUAAAUUGCACAUAAUAAUAACGUAUCGCAUUAAUAUUAUCGUAUUUGACUAACUUAAUUGUAUUCUUCGUAACGUAAUACAAAUUUUUAUACACGUG